Messenger RNA from Dichotomopilus funicola, 1122 nucleotides. RefSeq lists its product as uncharacterized. The record is from RefSeq and is a predicted model, not a curated record. Lineage: Eukaryota; Fungi; Ascomycota; Sordariomycetes; Sordariales; Chaetomiaceae. Bases 1 to 1122 code for a protein of 373 amino acids. The transcript is spliced from 2 exons.
AUGGCGACCCCCGCGUCCUUUGAUGAGCCGCUGGUCUACCGCGACCUGCGCGAGUGGCUCGAAGAACAAGAGCGCAACCCCAAGCCGCUGUCACAAUCCCUACAAAAGGCACUCAUGGACUUUAAGCGCGCCAUCGAGCCCGAGCUAGGCGAUCGCGACUGGGUGAGCCUGUUGAAUCUCUACAUCCAAGCCAACGACGGCGCCGCGCCGACUUUCACAGAGCACCCGGCCGAUGACAAUCGCUGGACUUGCACCUGCCAGUUCGUCCUGCCCGCCACAGGCCAGGAACUGUCGUUUCCCAACGCCGAAUCCGGCCUCAGCUCGCCUCCCCCGUCUUCCCCCAGCAACACCAACACCACCAACACCAACACCACCAACACCGCCAACGAAGACGACGGCGGCGCUUCUAUCUCCGGUGCCGGUGCCGGUGCCGGUGCCAACGCCGCCGCGGGUACAGGCACUACCCCCAGCUUCAGCCGCAAAAAGGACGCCAAAAAGUAUGCCGCCCGCGCUUGUGUCCAGUGGCUGAUCCGCGGCGGGUACAUGAAUGCCGACGGCGUGAGCACGACCACUAUUAGCGGGAAGGCCAAGGCCAAGGCUGCCCGGGCGCAGUCUCAGGGGCAGUCCCAGUCCCAGUCUCAGGACCAGACUCAGCCGGUGACGCCGAAGAAGAGCGGAGCGGGAGCCGGAGCCGGAGGAGUUGCGAACAAGACCCCCAAGACCAACGGCAUCGCCAACGUGAAUGGAACGAAUGGUGGGAACGCGGAGGACUACGACGAAGACCACAUCCCCCCCGCAACCAAACGCGUCGAAGACCUCUGCAAACUGAUGGGUCUCACCAUCCCGCAGUACCGCACCUCCCCUUCGCCAACCGCCUCUUCCACCUUGCCAUCUUCCACCUCCCCCGGCGCAGUCUCCCUCACCGCUGCCCGAGACUUUUUCGACGGCCGCGCGGAUUUCGGACCCGACGCGGGUCUCAAAAUCCCCGAGGGUCUAGGGGAUGUGAAGAAUGUGUAUGGACGGAAGAAUGCGACGGAGAGAGUGGCGGAGGUGGUGUUGGGGUGGUUGGUUGGGGAACAGGAGAGGAGGAUGAGGGAGCUUGAGGAGAUGAUGGGGGAGUAG